This is a messenger RNA of Microthlaspi erraticum, 1107 nucleotides long. The record is from the annotation of a GenBank genome assembly. Lineage: Eukaryota; Viridiplantae; Streptophyta; Magnoliopsida; Brassicales; Brassicaceae.
AUGUGCACUAUUGGAGAAGGUGUAUUGACCAUGGCUACUACUGUUCAUCUCAGCUCAUCCUCCCUCUUCAUCCAAUCCAGAGGAAGAAGAUAUAACUCCCUAACCUCAGUCAACAAUCUCCAAAAACGCAACGUUUUAUCUCUCUCUGCUUCUCUCAACUCGCAAGGCAGAGGGCACAUGAAUCCACCACAAGGAAAUGAUCACAACUCCUCAUUUGACUUCAAGUCGUAUAUGAUCCGUAAAGCCGAAUCCGUAAGCUCCGCUCUCGACGUUUCCGUACCGCUUCUGAAACCCCUCACGAUCCAAGAGGCUGUCCGGUACUCAUUGCUAGCUGGAGGGAAACGUGUAAGGCCUCUGCUCUGCAUCGCCGCCUGCGAGCUUGUUGGCGGCGACGAGACUACUGCCAUGUCAGCAGCUUGCGCGGUAGAGAUGAUCCACGCGAGCUCUCUUAUUCAUGACGACCUUCCCUGUAUGGACAAUGCCGACCUCCGCAGAGGCAAACCCACCAACCAUAAGGUAUUUGGAGAAGACAUGGCGGUUUUGGCGGGAGAUGCACUGCUUGCUUUGGCGUUUGAGCACAUGACGGUUGUGUCGAGUGGGUUGGUGGCUCCGGAGAGGACGGUCCGUGCGGUGAUUGAGCUGGCAAAGGCCAUAGGGACAAAAGGGCUUGUGGCUGGACAAGUGGUAGACCUACGCAGCGAAGGAUUGAAUCCAGACGACGUCGGAUUUGAGCAUCUAGAGUUCAUCCACCUCCACAAAACGGCAGCGUUGUUGGAGGCGGCGGCGGUUUUAGGGGUAAUAAUGGGAGGAGGAACAGAGGAAGAGGUCGAGAAGCUUAGAAAGUACGCAAGAUGUAUUGGGCAUUUGUUUCAGGUGGUUGAUGAUAUUCUUGACGUGACGAGAUCUACCGAGGAAUUGGGUAAGACCGCCGGAAAAGACGUCAUCGCCGGAAAGCUUACGUAUCCGAGGCUGAUUGGUUUGGAGAAAUCGAAGGAACUGGCGGAGAACUUGAGGAAAGAAGCAGAGGAACAGCUUUUAGGGUUUGAUUCUGAAAAGGCAGCACCUCUAGUGGCUCUUGCUAGCUACAUUGCCUCAAGAAACAAUUGA